Vairimorpha ceranae is the source of this 270-nucleotide messenger RNA. RefSeq lists its product as hypothetical. NCBI's taxonomy places the organism in Eukaryota, Fungi, Microsporidia, Nosematidae. The transcript has a single exon. Bases 1 to 270 code for a protein of 89 amino acids. The record is from RefSeq and is a predicted model, not a curated record.
AUGCAUAAAUACGAGGUUGUAAAAAAAAUUCAUAAAAAAUUAGACAAAAUUCUGGAAGAUUUUAUAGAAAUACUACUUAUUAUUAAAAAGACAGACAAUGACAUGAAAGGGCUAUUUUUUGCUAAAAGAAGAGUUCUUAACAUUAUAAUUACAGUACUGGAAAUUUAUGAUCACCUAUUAUGUCUUAGAGAAAUUUACAAAGAAAAUGAAAUAAAUAAUACACCUGAGGAAGAAAAACAACUAUUUAUUGAAUUUUUAAAUAAUUUCUAA